Molecule: messenger RNA, 1827 nt
Organism: Ziziphus jujuba (common jujube)
Lineage: Eukaryota; Viridiplantae; Streptophyta; Magnoliopsida; Rosales; Rhamnaceae
Exons: 2
Coding region: 450-1514 (354 amino acids)
Cellular component (GO): cytosol
Molecular function (GO): protein-folding chaperone binding
Source: RefSeq, a predicted model, not a curated record
CUACAAACCCGACCAGUCUAUCAGUUAGUUAGCGGCACGUUGGUCGUUGUUACCAGAAAUUGAGAACCAAAACUUAGCUGAGUGGGACCCAAAAGCCAAAUUUCAGCACCUUCCUUUUUCACAACCAUAAGUGAAUCACAACUUCGUAACCGUCGGAUCAUUUCAGCUCCAUUUCAUUUUCCGUUACCAUCCAACGGCUAUUAUCCAAUCCCCCAAAAAAAAAAAAAAAUCAUCUUCUUUCAUUUCCUUCUUCUUCCUCCUUUCUUUUUCAAUCUCUCCGGCCGACAAAACUAAAACGCCGUCGUCCAAUUCUCUCAACGAAAUUUUUUUCCCAAAAAGCUAAAAUUAAAAAAAUAAAAAUAAAAAAAAACCAAAAAAUAACAGAACCUAUACAUACACAUAUAUUUAUAGAGAGAGAAAGAGGGAGAGGAAGAUAUAGAGAGAGAGAAAUGGGUGUGGAUUACUAUAACAUACUGAAGGUGAACCGGAACGCUAGCGACGACGACCUGAAGAAAUCGUACAAGAGGUUGGCGAUGAUUUGGCAUCCCGAUAAGAAUCCGGCGAGCAAACGACCUGAAGCCGAGAACAAGUUCAAGCAAAUCUCCGAGGCCUACGACGUCCUCAGCGACCCUCUGAAGCGUCAGAUCUACGAUCUUUACGGCGAGGAAGCGUUAAAGUCCGGACAAUUUCCACCUCCGCCGUCGUCGGCCGCGUCGUCUUCGUCGUCGGCGGCGGCUGCGGCGGCGAGGAAUUUUCACAAUCACAAUCGGCAGCAGCAUCCGAAUACGUCGUUCAGGUUCAAUCCCCGCGAUGCCGCUGACAUUUACGCCGAGAUCUUUGGAUCGGAGGCCGGUGCCGGUGGCAGGAGUACCAGUAAGGCGUAUAGGGAUGGAUUCUUCAGGACGUCGAACGGGACGACCUCCGGAGAGUUUUCCGGUGGGAAUGCGAGUCGGAGUGGGGCAUAUAGGAAGGCCAAUGCGGUGGAAAAUGUGUUGCCGUGUAGCUUGGAGGAGCUUUACAAAGGAGUGAAGAAGAAGAUGAAGAUUUCCAGGGAUGUUUGCGAUGCUUCUGGGGUUCGGACGGUGGAGGAGAUACUGACCGUUGAGAUAAAACCUGGAUGGAAGAAGGGAACAAAAAUAACCUUCCCUGAGAAAGGUAACCAGGAGUUCGGUGUCAUACCUGCAGAUCUAAUCUUUGUGGUAGAUGAGAAACCGCAUGCUCUUUAUAAAAGGGAAGGAAAUGAUUUGAUUGUCAACCAGGAAUUAACACUACUGGAGGCUCUCACUGGUAAGACCCUUGACCUAACCACCCUGGAUGGAAGGAACUUACUGUUCCCUCUAACAGAUAUCAUUAAGCCCGGGGCAGAGGUUGUCAUCCCAAAUGAAGGAAUGCCAAUCUCAAAAGAACCCGGAAAGAAAGGAAAUUUGAAAAUCAAGUUUGAUGUAAAGUAUCCUUCAAGGCUUACCGCCGAACAAAAAUCUGAUCUGAGAAGAGUUCUGGGAGGAGUUCAGUAAUGAUAACUACUUCAAUGUAAAGAGUAUUGAUAUGAAUGGAUACGCCCAAGGCAGCAGUAUACUGGCUUAGACACAGAGUCAUCCUCAAGUGUCUAAUCUGGUAUACCGUAUGGUGGACAACGCAGAAUUUUGUUGAUGUACAUAAGCGUCAUCGUCUAAGGAUUGAAGAAUGUGAAUACUAGGAAAGUACAUGGUUGAAAGCAAUAGUAGGUUUCAGUUUAAGGUCUUCCCGGUUCAAUGGAAGGAUUCUUUUAGAAGUAGAAUUAGACAUCCAGGGGAAGGAAAAAAAAAAAAAAAAAAAAAAAACACAAAA